AUGGACGGGCCGAUCUGGAUGGGUAUCACCGCAGAUGCUAAGGACUUGAUUCAGAAUCUGUUGGUCCGGGAUCCUGCGAAGCGCAUCACGGCGGCGCAGGCGCUGAGACAUGUUUGGAUUGCGCGAUUGGCUCCCAAUGCCUUCGUCAUUGACGGACGGCGGGUGAUCCAGAACCUGCGAGCCUUCGCUGCGCAGUCGCGUUUCAAGCAGGCGGCUUUGGCUGUGGUGGCGACACAGCUGAGUUCUAGCGAGAUGAAGCAGCUGCGACAGGCGUUCACCGCAAUCGAUACCGACAACAACGGCACAUUGACGCUGGAGGAGGUUCACGAAGCUCUGAAGAGCAUGGACGUGGACAUGCCCAGUGACUUGCAGACGAUUCUGGCUGCCAUCGAUGUCGGGGGCAAAGGACAUUUGAACUAUUCCGAGUUCCUGGCCGCUGCUGUGGAUCACAAGAGCUUCCUGUGUGAGGAGGUCUGCUGGAAUGCCUUCAAGUAUUUCGAUCGCAAUGACGAUGGCUUCAUCUCUCACAGCGAGCUCGAGAAACUCCUGGAGCACGAUGCGCUGCAGGAACUGCCUGAAGCACCCAGUGUGCGCAAGAUCAUCAACGAGGUGGACGUGAACGGCGAUGGGAAAGUGGAGUUCGAUGAGUUCAUGAGGAUGAUGCUCUGUGCGGAGCGAACAACGCCUGCGAGCUGA
Molecule: messenger RNA, 696 nt
Organism: Symbiodinium sp. CCMP2592
Lineage: Eukaryota; Dinophyceae; Suessiales; Symbiodiniaceae
Source: the annotation of a GenBank genome assembly